AUGGACUUGAAUCGUUGGCAGCUUCCGGAGGCCAAAGAUUGCUAUGCAGAUGACAUUCUUGUACACACUGAAACUCAUCGUGAAGUACAAACCACCCUGAACCAUGUACAGUCAGCCUGUGAGAACCUUGGUUUCAUCAUCUAUACUGAGAAAAGUAAGGUAUCCAAUAAACAAGCUGGUAACCGCAAACGUGAUCUCUCCAAGUUUAAGAUACAGAAUGAGGUACUAGAGGUGGACAAGUCAACAGGUAUCGGGGACCUGGGACCUGUUAAGGGUUCACUGCCCUUGUGUUUGUGUUCUGUCUUCUUCCUCGUCUACUUUUCAUUAUGGAAAGGCGUCAAGUCUUCUGGAAAGGCUGUGUGGGUGACUGCCUUGAUGCCGUACGUAGUGUUGCUGAUCUUGUUGGUGCGAGGCGUCACUCUUCCUGGCGCCACCAACGGCAUCCUCUACUACAUCACCCCUCGCUUCCAGAUGCUUGAUAAAGCUAAGGUGUGGGUCGACGCCGCCACCCAGAUCUUCUUCAGCCUGGGACCUGGGUUCGGUACCCUCCUUGCCCUCUCCUCCUACAACAAGUUCCACAACAACUGCUACAGGGAUGCGCUACUAACGUCUUCCAUCAACUGCCUGACAAGUUUCCUGGCGGGGUUCGUCAUCUUCUCCGUACUGGGCUACAUACACGUCCAGAACAAGGACAUCUCCGAGGUGGGAGAGGAAGGUCCUGGGCUGGUGUUUACUGUCUACCCUGAAGCCAUCGCUACCAUGACGGGCUCUGUCUUCUGGUCAAUCAUCUUCUUCCUCAUGCUCAUCACGCUCGGUCUGGACAGCACGUUUGGAGGGCUGGAGGCCAUGAUCACUGGGCUGUGUGACGAGUACCCACGUCUACUGGGCCGACACCGAGAGAUCUUUGUACUCUUUCUCCUCGUCUUCAUCUACGUGUGUGCUCUACCCACCACCACCUACGGCGGCAUGUACAUCGUGGACCUGUUGAACAUAUUUGGAACAGGUAACCCAAUCUUCAUCGUGUUCGUGGAGGCAAUUGGUGUGUGUUGGUUCUACGGAGCUGAGAGAUCUGCUGACGAUAUUGAAAAGAUGUUGGGCUUCCGUCCUGGCAAGUUCUGGAUCGUAUGCUGGAAAUACAUCUCUCCUACCUUCAUCUUUGUGUUGUUCGUCUGCUCGUUUGCUCUGGGGGAGGAAACAGAAGCUCUCAACCUGCCCCCUUGGGCGCUGGUCCUGGCUUGGUGUCUCACAGGUUCUUCUAUAGUGUGCAUCCCCCUGUACAUCAUAUACAUGUUCAUCAUCACACACGGCACCUUCAGAGAGCGUAUCAAGGCCAUGAUCAAACCAGAAGAUUUCGUCCCUCCAGAACUGAGUCAGCUCAACUCUCACUACGGGACACACGUCUGAGCCUCCCAGCCAGCCAGCCAGCCAGUCACUCUCAAACACUGUCGUGGUUUUCGGGAAAGAUUUGGCACUCGUUGUAAUAACCUUCUACUGUAGUAAUCCCCCAUUCUAUCCCUAUAAAUUAUCCCUUUAAAUGAACUUGUAUAUGUACCCUCUUCCCCUCUUCUUAAAUCUUACACUCAUCCCACUACACUCGUACCCAGUUCCCUACACCCACCACAGUUCCCUACACCCACCCCAGUUCUCUACACCCACCUCAGUUCUCUCCACCCACCUCUGUUCUCUACACCCACCCCAGUUCCCUACACCCACCCC
This is a messenger RNA of Homarus americanus (American lobster), 1716 nucleotides long. RefSeq names its product sodium-dependent serotonin transporter-like. NCBI's taxonomy places the organism in Eukaryota, Metazoa, Arthropoda, Malacostraca, Decapoda, Nephropidae. Gene Ontology annotation, biological process: sodium ion transmembrane transport; serotonin uptake. Gene Ontology annotation, cellular component: neuron projection; membrane. Gene Ontology annotation, molecular function: serotonin:sodium:chloride symporter activity; serotonin binding. The record is from RefSeq and is a predicted model, not a curated record.